AUGUCGAAAGAAGACGAGCGAGAUGUUCGACGGACUUACCUUCUGCGGGUGGCCAGUCAUAUUCUCGGCCUCAGUAUCGUCGAAGAGAAACUUCGUCAGCUGCAAGCGAUCGACGCCUUCUGUGACACUAACGUCACACUUCUCACCAUCCGAGGAGUGGAUCUGUCGAACACAAUGAAAUCUGGCGGUAAUCUGCCUCGAGUAGUUUUUUACAAGACUCGCCCUAUGGUUCUUACCACUGACAACUACAAAUCGGUCGUGAACGUAAUGUCGAUGAUUGGCACAUCGAAUGAGGUGUUUCUUAAAAGUGUGCAAAAUGUAAAAUCGCUUCAAACAACAACCAAUAAACAUUUACUUUCCCUAGUUAGUGAGCUUGAAGAGAAUCUGUUAGCGACAGUUGAUGUGGGAAAAGAAAAAGGAGAAGGCGGGGUUGUCUCGCUUCUCGAUGAGAUUCGUGUUUGGAAAUCACGUACUGACGGUGCUGCUCAACAAUACAGAGACGCCUUUGAACCGAUACAGCACAUCAUUGACACAAUCGAUGAUCGAUCUGUAGACGAGUUGAUCACGUUAGUGGAGGCAUUCGAGGACUGCUGUGAUGCGCUUUGGAACAGCCAGCCGUCCUAUCCUGAGACAAGAAUGCGUAGUCUCAUCCAGUGCAUGGGAUCCUACCUAUGCGAGCAGUUGUCGUUGAAAAUCGAUCCGGAAAGUUUAUGGAAAAACGCAAAAGUUACUGAAGAACUCAGUGCGGGAAUUGCAUGCUGUGGCCAAUGGGAACUGUCGGUACAGUUGAUGACCGGUCAGACGUGGAAGCGCCAAGCUGAUGGACCGUGGCAAGGCGAACCAGUGCAGAUGAAGUAUUUGCAAGGAUUUAAGAAAAGACUGGAAGAGGUGCUAUCCUUAAAGCAACUUGGACCACAAAUCGCUUUGUUGUUGAACGAGCCAGGAAUCGAAGCUGAAGUGGACAGAGUCAUCGAGACAGCAAUGAGGAACACAGCCGUACUGGCCUAUAAUCCAUUCACAGAGAAUAUCUGGAAAUCGAGAAUGCUAGUCACCGAGAAAUCUAUGGAUUCGAUUAUUGAUCGGACAAUUCCAGCGCUCAAAAGUCGACUACAACCGGAUAAACUUGAGAGAAAUCAUGUAGGUGCUGAAAUUCCAGUUACUUUAAUACGAAUUGAUUACUACAUCGCACGAUCAAAACCAGGACACACAAAUUUACAAUAUUUUCAUUUAUCGUUGAUUCAGUUAGAAAAUAUGCAAUCGCUAUGUUCUGUUUUGCUCGACGACCUCGCUUCCUAUCCGUCGUUCAAUAGCCGCAUGAAAUCGUUCAUGGAUAAGCUCAAACAGGCCGAACAAGAAAGCUACGACGAAUGGUGUCGCGAGACGAUUCAAUCUAUCGAUGACACCACAGAUUCGAUAGCGCUCGAAACCACAGGAAGAAUCAUGGUGUUAGAAAAGAAGAACGGAACGCUUAACGUGAACUACAGCGAUCGGCUGCUAAAGUUACUAAAAGAGGUUCGACAACUCUCCAGUUUGGGCCUGAAAAUUCCGUCGAAGAUUGUGAACUGUGCGAAUCAGGGCGAAAAAUUCUACCGAUUCGGUGUUCUGCUCAAACAAAUCGCUCACUUCUACAAUACCAUUGACCAGCAAAUGCUACCAUGUCAGCAGGCUUUGAUGCUUGACGAAGCGAUCGCGUUUGAACGUCUAGUGAUUUCUAAGAAAAACGAACAAUCAGCGAUUUCGCACGUGACAUGGGAGGAUCCGAAACAACUUGAGGAUUUCAUCGCAAAACUUCAACUGGCAUCCGAUAAACUCUCGAAUCACAACAGACGUCUACGAAACGCUCACACGGAGAUCGUUCAUUUGGUUAUGGAGCUUGUCAAUCUUGAUUUACUCAAGGAAGUGAACAAAUGGAAAGAGAUCCUCGUGCAAAUUCGUUCAAAGAUUUCCACAGAAGAGUUACUCCAUGGCGCUACGAAGGCGAAUCUCAAACCUUGGCAAAUUCACUGGAAUUGGCAACUUUACAAGGCCCUCCAGUUGCAGUAUAAAUGGGGGAUCGAAAGCCUUCACACACAGAUUCCCGUAAUUCAUACCCAACUUGUUUUUGCGCAGAAAAAAUUACAGCUCCGUCCACCGAUUGAAGAAAUUCGGGUUAAGUACUACAAGGAAAUGCGAAAGCUUCUCAGCAUACCGCUAAAAUUUAAAGGUGUCCUCGAGGGCGAACAGUCCACGUUCUUUUCGACGAUGUUGGCCGACAACGCCGAUCGAUUCCCACGGGUCUACGUGAAAGCCGAACAACUGAUGAGAGCUGUUGAACAAGUCGAUGCACAGUUUGCGGAUUGGCUUUUCCCGGCACAGGUGGAUUUAGAGUUGUUGAUUGAAGAAACUCUAAAAACGGCAUCCGACUGGGAAGCACAACUGAAACUUGUGAAAGCGAAAGGCCGUGAGGCUGCAAAGUUACCUAAUGAGAUUCGUCUCGAUUGCAUCGUAGUGAGCACUACUGGAGCAAAGACGGCAAUCGACGAAUUGCUGCAGCAUGUGUUCGAGACCCUCAUCUACACCCUCCGAAUCAGCAUCAACACAAAACUACAGAACAUUCAACAGUUUCUUACUCAGGCGAUUGAUGUUCUCAGCUCAAGACCUCAAUCAAUUGAUGAGGUGGCUGAGGCGAAUGCUCGCCACAUGGAGUACGGCAGGACUAAUAGAGAGCUGAAAGCCUCAUGGGCGAUUUUAAACGAACAGCACAUCUUACUACGAUCGGCAGCCGGUAGCUCAGUGGAGCAAAUGAUGCCGCUCACACAGCAAUGGGAGAAGUUUGAAAUGAUGCUCGACAAUCAUCAGAUGAUGAUCAAAGAGCAGGUAGAAGUAUUGAAAACGAACGUCACCACAAGGGUAGCUGCUCUCAACGAUGAGUCCGAAAAACUGGCUGCUAGAUGGAAUCAGUUUAAGCCGAAAAGUGGCGCACUACAAGGAGAUCGCUUUCUUUCUUAUACGAAUCUGCUUGAAAUGGUGUCAUUUUUUAAGAACAAUUGGGUCAUAUACGAAGAAUUCAACACAGAAUUGCAAGCGCUUGCUGAUGAAGAGUGGAUCGUUUUCAGGAGUAGAACUUAUCUGUUCGACGAAUUCCUACAAAAAUGGUUGGAAAAGCUGAAAACUUCACCGCAAACUCACAUGGGCGUUCGACUUCUUCAGGAUAUCGACUCUUUUAAGGAGUUCAGUGGAUGUCUGAAAUUCUGUCGCGGAGAAGUGCUCAGUAUCGAUCAUUGGCUGGAGAUGUUCCGACUUCUUCAACUGCCGAGGGGUACGACACUUGAAAGGUUGCGGUUUGGCGAUUUAAUCGCGGUCUCAUCGAAUGUGAUUGCCAACGUCGAGCAGUUGAAAGCGCUGAACAGCAAGGCACAAGGCGAGAUCACCAUCCGUGAGGCUAUCCAGGAAUUGGAAAUGUGGGCUGCACAGUUAGAAAAUAUCAUUCUUGAUUUCACUAAUUCCAAUCCUCAAUUUUUCGUGAAAGAUAGUCAGGCGCUUCUUCAAUCAUUGAAAAACUCACCAUUCUAUGCACAGUUCAGCGAUAAAACGAGCAUAUGGGAGACAAGACUCUCGGAUCUUGACGUCUAUCUUCCGCAAAUGAAUGACAUUCAACGAAAAUGGGUUUAUUUGGAGCCAAUUUUUGGCAGAGGUGCUUUACCGGCCGAGGCGAGCCGAUUUGCUCGUGUGGAUAGCGAGUUUCGUCUUAUCUUAAACAUUGUUCGUGACGCUCGUCUGGUGUCGUUGUGUAGUCGGCAAUCACUUCGAAAAAGUCUCGAACAAAUUAUCGAUCAGUUGAACAGAUGCCAGAAGGCCCUCAACCAAUUUCUUGAGGAGAAACGCUCUGCUUUUCCGCGGUUCUAUUUCCUUGGCGAUGAUGAUUUACUUGAAAUUCUCGGACAGUCUACCAAUCCAUCGGUUAUUCAGUCUCAUUUGAAAAAGCUAUUUCAGGGAAUUGACAAAGUGGUUUUCGGUUCGAACAACGGUACCAUCUCGGCCAUUGUGUCCACGCAGGGUGAGCACGUACAUCUCAGCCGGCCCGUACGAGUUGUCUCACAAGUCGAGGUGAGUUCAAAGUUAUACAUCACACGAGAAUUCUUCCCUACUCAGGCUCUGGAUGGUUCAAAAGAUCUGGCCAACCUGAAAGCUGCUCUACAGGAGCAGCUCAAAGUUUAUGCAAGCACGAAAGUCGACGACGUAGUGCUUGAUCUUAAACUGAAAGCACUGAUCCUCGAUAUUAUCCAUCAUAUUGAUAUCACGGAUCAACUUAUCAACAAUAAGGCAAGCUCUUCUCAGUGUUGGACGUGGCAACGACAAUUGCGCUUCUAUUUAGUAGGGGAUAAAGUUGUAGCCCGGCAAGUGAAUAGCGAAUUUGACUACACUUAUGAGUAUCAGGGCAACACACCGAAGCUUGUGCACACGCCGUUGACGGAUAAAUGCUAUCUGACACUCACUCAGGCUAUGUACAUGGGCUUGGGAGGAAAUCCGUAUGGACCGGCUGGUACUGGCAAGACCGAAUCCGUAAAGGCGCUAGCGUCGUUGUUCGGCCGACAGGUGCUCGUUUUCAAUUGUGAUGAAGGAAUCGACGUCCAUUCAAUGAGUCGAAUCUUCAUUGGAAUAGUACAAUGUGGCGCAUGGGGAUGUUUUGAUGAAUUUAACCGCCUUGAUCAGACUGUCUUAUCUGCAGUUUCAAUGCAGAUACAGACGAUUCAGGAUGUGAUCAAGUCGAAAAGCGACGCAUGCGUUUUGGGCGGGAAGACAGUCAGAGUGAAUCCGAAUGCUGCCAUAUUCAUCACAUUAAAUCCAGCCGGAAAGGGUUAUGGUGGUCGACAGAAGAUGCCGGAUAACUUGAAACAACUUUUUCGACCCGUAGUAAUGUCCGUGCCAGAUAAUGAAGUCAUAGCCGAGACAAUACUAUAUUCGGAAGGUUUCACUGAUGCACGAAAUUUGGCACGAAAAAUCGUCACCGUUUUUAAACUUAGCAAAGAGAUGCUAUCCGUUCAACAGCAUUACGAUUGGGGUUUGAGAGCACUUAAGGUGGUACUCCGUGGUUGCAGUGAUCUCCGUGCCGCCAAACCCAAUGCGGACGAGACUGAGACAGUUGUUCAGGCUCUGCUACUCAACACACUUUCAAAGCUGACAUUUUCUGAUUCAAAGCGAUUCAGUGUGCUGAUCAACGACGUGUUCUCAUCGGUUAACAAGGAACUGGCUACGUUUGGUGAUCUCAUCGAACCGCUUAAAUCUGCCUCAAAUGAGAUGAAUAUCGAGCUGACGGAUAAGCAGUUGCAAAAAGUAUUCCAACUAUACGAACAGCUACGCCAACGAAUCGGCGUGGUGGUGGUCGGUCCGACUGGCACCGGUAAGUCGACAAUCUGGCGUCUGCUGAAGAAGGCGCAGUUGGCGGCUGGUGUAGCGCUUCGUACCGUGUCGUUCAACCCGAAAGCGAUGAACAGAAUGAAGCUUCUUGGCCACAUGGAUAUCGACACCAGAGAGUGGUCUGAUGGUAUUCUAACAAUGGCUGCCAGAGAGGUGAUCAAAGAUACGAGCGUUCAUACAUGGAUUAUUUUCGACGGCGACGUGGACCCUGAAUGGAUAGAGGCAUUGAAUUCGGUGCUAGACGACAAUCGGCUGUUGACGAUGCCUUCCGGUGAACGAAUCCAAUUCGAUAAUAACGUGAACUUCUUGUUCGAGACCGAUUCAUUGCAGUUCGCCUCACCGGCUACCGUAUCGAGAAUGGGAAUGAUUUUUGUGAGCGAAGAAGACAUUUCGGUGAAGGAAGUGGUCGCACAGUGGGUGAGGAGUCUUGUCGAUGAGCAUCCAGAUCUACCUGACUGGAUUGAUGAGCAUUUUUAUAGGUACGAGCCGUUAGAGAACUUUAUUAAUACCUACAAGUCAAAGCAACAAUUCCUCGUUGGUCUCUAUCGUGGUCUCUCGUCAGUGAUCGAUCCGGAGAAAAAGAGGGAGUUUGCGAACUCAAUCGGAAUGAAGAAGAUGGUAAUGAAAACUGAAUGCUUUACAAUUCAGGUCCUAUCGUGGUUGUCAAGCACUAAUCGUCAGCCAUUUCUUGUUGUUGGACCAGAUGGUUGUGGUAAAGAAGAACUGCUUAAGCACUGUUUUGCCGAAGAUAACCAGAGUCAACUAGCGAUUGUCCAUUCAAGUGCUCAAAGCCGAGCAUCUUCUAUACUGCAGUGUUUGCUGCAACACUGUGUGCAGACAAGCAGCCCAUCAGGUCGAGUUCUGCGACCUAAAGACAAACCGUGGCUCAUCCUUUACCUGAAGAGCAUCGAUCUUCCUGCACCGGAUAAAUACGGUACGAAUGAAAUGUUGGCGUUUUUACAUCAAUUGCUCACCUACGAAGGCUAUUACGACGAACAUCUUGACUGGAUUGGACUCGAGAAUGUGCAGGUAGGUGAAACUUUUCCAAUAGUAAAAAACCAUGUUUUUGUCACUAACGGAACUGUGGUUCCUUCACCGCACAACGUUGUCGGUUUGCCACUAAUUCCACACUCCAAGCAUGAUUAUCUGGUUUUAUUACAGAAAGCUCUAUUUUCCUAUUCAGUUCCUAUUCAACUCCUUUUGUGGCAUCCUUUUAUAGUAACCAAUUUUUUAGGUGGCUCAGUACUUUUAGCUGGUCGUCCCGGCCUCGGCAGAGCGGACGCAAUUCGACUUAUCGCCAAUAUGCACGAAAUGACAGUGUUCACACCGAGAAUCACGCCAAAUUACAGACAGAAACAGUUCGAUGUGGAAUUAAAAAGCGCGAUCCAAACGGCUAUUUCUAAUAAUGAGCAUGUCGUAUUCCUUCUUGAACACUAUAAAAUUCUCCGACCUCAGUUUCUUCAAGCAGUAAAUGGCCUCAUUUGCAGCGGCGACGUUACGGGUCUUUUCAGUACACAAGAGCUUGAUGCCCUUUCAACAGCGCUAAGAGAUCAAAUGAGCCAGGACGGCUUCCAAUGCGAUGUGCAACAGUAUUUCGCACAUAGAGUUCGCACACUUCUCCAUGUCGGUCUGGUGCUGGACACGGAUAGCACGGAGUUCGAAGCGAGAAUUGCCGAAAAUCCGGCGAUCUUCAAGCAGUCCAAUGUCAUUUGGCAAGACAGUUGGGGAAGGACAAGCGUUCUACAGGUCUGGUCCCACUGGGGAUUGUUGGUGAACCGAAUUGAAAUCCAUGCUCAGGAUUUCCUGUUUUUCAAUUGCUUAGAAUUUAGAACGUCUUUCGUUUUGAAGGCUGGCGUAUCGAAAUUAACUGAAGCUCGAGAGCAAGUGGCUCUCAUGCAAAAGAUGGCAGCAACAAAGAGCAAACUGUUGGCCGAAAAACAAGCAGACGCCGAUGAAGCGCUAAAGGACAUCAGCAAAAGCAUGACGGGUGCCGAGGAUCAGAAGACGUCCAUGCAACAGUUGCGUGCCGCCACUGAAGAGGAGAACACAAAAAUCGCCGAGAAGAAGAAGAAAAUCGAAGAGCAACUAAAAGAUGUCGAACCAUUGCUGAAGGAAGCGCGAUCUGCGGUCGGAUCGAUCAAACCGGAAUCGCUGUCAGAGAUUCGAAGUCUGCGAGCUCCACCUGAAGCAAUAAGAGAUAUAUUACAGGCUGUACUGCUUUUCAUGGGUAUCCUGGACACUUCAUGGGAAGCAAUGCGAAAAUUUCUUUCGAAAAGCAGUGUCAAAGACGAAAUCAUCAACUUUGACGCUCAUCGCAUCACUGGAGACGUUCACAAGAAAGUCUCAGCGUUGGUACAAAGCAAGCAGGCUUCUUUUGACCCAAAGAACGCCAAACGUGCGUCGGUUGCCGCGGCUCCGUUAGCCGCAUGGGUCACCGCAAACCUACAGUACUCAGCGAUUCUUGAGAAGAUUUCGCCACUGGAACAGGAGAAAAAUGAACUAAUUAGCAACCUCUCGAAAGCCGAAAAGCAAAUCCAGAAGCUCUCAAAGGGAUUACUUACCGUAGACGAGAAGGUGGCAGCAUUAAAGGAGAAAUUUGAAGGUCUCAUGAAGGAAGCGACUCAAAUCAAAAUCGACCUGGAGAAGGAACAAGCAACAAUAGCAGUAGCUGGUACUCUUGUGGAUCGACUUGCAGGUGAAUUCUCACGAUGGCAAAUACAGAUGGAAUCUUUGACACGGGAAAUGGAUAAUGUUGAAAGCUGUUCGAUUAUUACGGCUGCUUUCGUGACGUACCUUGGCGGAUGCUCGGAGAAAAUUCGCACCGAUGUUCUGAAAACGUUCCAGCAGAACAGCAACUUGAACAACUUCAGUCCAGUUGCGUUUUGUGCCAUGGAGACUGAGCAGUUGAACUGGAGGAAUCAUGGCUUACCGGCCGAUUCACUGUCAGUAGAAAACACUGUGAUAAUAUUCAACGGCUCACCGACGCCACUCAUCAUUGAUCCGACUGGACGAGUUGCCACUUUUUUGCAUUCCUUUAUCCAGAAAUCUGAGUUGCUUCGCGCAGCGCAAAGUGAUCUGUUCACUCAGAUCGAAUUCGGGAUUCGAUUCGGCAAAACGAUCAUCGUCGACGACGUCAGUGAGAUCGAUGCUACUCUCGUGCCCAUAUUCAGAAGGGAGUUGUCGUCUCAGGGACCUCGUCAGGUGAUCACCUUUGCUGACAAACAGAUCGACUAUCAUCCCGACUUCAAGUUGUUUCUUUGUACAAAAAACGAGCACAUCGUCAUACCGAGUAGCAUCCGAAACGUAUUGUCUGAAGUAAAUUUCACUACAACGAGAAGCGGACUAACAUCUCAGCUCCUUGGUCUUGCCAUUCAAAUCGAAAGGCCGGAACUGGAAGAGAAAUCAAGCUCGUUGGCCCGAGAUACGGAGACCAAAAAAAUGGAACUGGAAAAUCUUGAGCAGUUAUUACUUCAGCAACUGGCAUCAUCCGAGGAGAAUCUGCUGGGUAAUGCAGUUUUGCUCAACUCACUGAACAAGUCAAAAGAAAACGCCGAGACCAUCAGUCGCAGCAUUAUGGAAAGCGAAAAGCUUCACAAAGAGCUUGCCGAUCAGCGAAACGCCUACCUUUCCUUGGCCGAGUUCGCCAGCUCAUUGUAUUUUGUGUUUUGCGAUCUUCAUCUUCAUAACCACAUGUAUAAUUUUAACGUAACCACAAUCAUCAACAUCUUUCGAAAAGUCAUAACUGAAUGUCAGGAUCGCACCUCAUCACGGAUCGAAACCCUGAUGCGCUCAUUACAGUUGGCUGUCUUCUACCACAUAUCAAGAGCUUUAUUCAAAGCUGAUCGCCUUAUGUUUGCAUUGUCAUUCAUCCACGGAACAUUACCGAAAAUGUUUCAGGCGAAGGUUAAAUAUUCUGCUUCUCCAGAUCUUGUCGACUGUGAGAGCUCGAUGCCGCCAGCCAUCGAGCAGAAGAUCACACCGUUUCAGAAAGUGCUGGUCAUCCAAGCCACUCGACCUGAUCGUCUCUAUUCAGCCAUGCUAAAUUUUGUGUUGAAGACCUUAUCUAUUCCUUCCAUCAAUCCCCCACCGUUCGAUCUCUCUGACGUGCUAGCCGAGAGCUCCAAUCGCGAACCAGUGUUGCUAAUCCUCGCCGGUGGAGCCGAUCCCAGUCAAGAAUUAGAAGAGCUAGCUUCGAAGACGAUUGGCUCACACAAGUUCACAGCGAUCUCCAUGGGUCAGGGGCAGGAGCAGGUGACGAUCGAGGCGACUCGUCGGGCUGCAGUUGACGGCCAGUGGCUAUUUCUCAGUAACGUCCAUCUGAUGCUGAUACGUUGCCAAAUGGCCUUCAAAAGUCUAUCACUGAAGCUGGCCUGUAUAACACCACACGAGAAAUUCCGCCUAUGGAUGACAACUGAGGAGGAGAACAGAUUUCCUGCGAUAAUGCUUCAACAAUGCCUUAAAACCACAUUUGAGCCCCCACCAGGAAUUCGGAACAAUCUGCUCAGGACCUACUCGCACAUUGACGAAGUGAAGAGAUCUGUUCUAGUUAAUCAGAUUAUUUUUGUACUAGCAUGGUUACACGCACUGUUACAGGAAAGGCGAACAUUCAUCCCCCAGGCGUGGACGAAAUUCUACGAGUUCAGUAGUGCAGAUGUUCGAGUAGCUCGCAUGCUGAUUGAAGGCCUCAUCAAAGAAUCUAAUGCCGAUUGGGAGUUUAUUCGAGGCCUGUUGAAGUUCGUCAUCUAUGGCGGACGAAUCGAGAAUUCUUUCGAUGGCCAAGUGCUUGACUCCUAUCUUUCAACUCUGUUUACUGGCGAAAAAAUUACUGGAAGGUCCGGAAAAAUGCUAUCAAAAGGAGUCGAACUUCUUGCUGUCGACAACAUGAAGGAAAUUCAAAAAUAUGUCGCAACAUCGAUUCCAUCAGAGGAUGACCCAAGUUUAUUCGGUCUUCCAAUGAACAUUCGUUAUUCGUGGCAGCUGACAGAGGCAGAGGAAACCGUUUCGAGGAUGCGAAUGUCGCACGGUGGCAAAUCUCCCUCUGAUCCACAAGGGCAGUGGCUGCCUGUGGUAGUGAAGAUCUGGGGUAGACUUUGGCCAGUCUUACUUCAGAAUUCCAGGGAACCAUAA
Molecule: messenger RNA, 10524 nt
Organism: Angiostrongylus costaricensis
Lineage: Eukaryota; Metazoa; Nematoda; Chromadorea; Rhabditida; Metastrongylidae
Source: the annotation of a GenBank genome assembly